Molecule: messenger RNA, 459 nt
Organism: Paramecium tetraurelia
Lineage: Eukaryota; Ciliophora; Oligohymenophorea; Peniculida; Parameciidae
Exons: 3
Source: RefSeq, a predicted model, not a curated record
AUGGAGAGGAUAGAUAGCUUCGAGGGAAAACUAUUUUACAAGAUCUACAUGCUUUGUAAGAAAAAUCAGAUAAAUGAAGAAUAGAAAGGCAAAUUAAAAGACCUGGUAAUCUAAAAAGAUGAAAGAAUAGAAAUUGCAAUGAAUUAAUUCCUUGAAGACAGAGAUGAAUUUCGACUCCUAGAAAAUUUUCAUAAUUAUUCUGGCGAGGACUAUUCUCCAAAAAGCUUCAAGAAUUUUUCAGAUGAUGUCUCAAUUGGGAGUCAUAGCAAAUUUAAAGGUAAAAGACCUGCUAAAAUGCUAUUGCCGAAAAAGAAAUUUAUGAUCAAUUUAAGAAAAGAUACAGAUAUCACUACUAGUUCCAAAGGUUUUCUUUUAAGCAGUGCUAGAUCAAGUGAUAAUCGCAUUGCUCUCAUCUUCAAUGAACGAUUUUCAUAAUAGAACUGGAGCGAAUGUGAAUGA